AUGGCGGGCACGGCGGGCGGGCUGGCCGAAAAUUCGGGAAUAUCCGCCGUCGCGUACGUGGUUGACCUGACGGUGGAAGACACCGCCUCGUCGUUCGACAUCGCGACCGUCAUCACCGUCGAGGCGACGGAGGCAGUGGACGUGAUCGUCCUCAACGCCAAGCAGCUCGACGUCGCCAAGAAGGUCGUCGUCGACGGCGAGGACAAGAACGGCGUCUCAGUGCGGGUCCCCGUCAGCGACGUGGUGUUCCACGAGGACCGCGAGGAAGUGGAGAUCCUCCUGGGGAAGAAGCUCACCGUCGGUGACACCUACAAUGUGACGGUCACGGCCACGGGGGUGCUCGGCGUGCCGUCCGGCGAGGGCUUCAUCAAGGCCACCUACGACAGCGGAAAGAGCUGGCUGGCGGCGAUCCGCUCCUCGCCGACGUCCGCCAGGAUGGUGUUCCCCUGCGUGGACCAGGCCGGCGAGGAGGCCGACGUCACCCUGCGCGUCUGGAGGCCGGCCACCCACACGGCCAUCUCGAACGCCCCCGUCAUCAACUCGCAGGUCAUCAGCGGGGGCCUAACCGUGAGUGACACGUUUGCCACGAUCCGCCUGGCGCCGCACCAGGUCGGCCUCGUGGUCGCCCCACUGAAGCGCCAGAGCGCGGACGGCGACGCCGUGGUGCUGUGGGGCCGCGAACAGGCCGCCGCCGCCACCCAGGAGGACGCCCGCAAGUACGUGUCCACGGUGAACGCCCUCGUCGAGAACCUCAGCCAGGUGCCGCUCGCAGAGUCCCCGCUGUCCGUGGUGGCGUUGCCAGGUAGGCACGUGACGUGA
This is a messenger RNA of Thrips palmi, 819 nucleotides long. Its product is annotated as endoplasmic reticulum aminopeptidase 1-like. Gene Ontology annotation, biological process: peptide catabolic process; proteolysis. Gene Ontology annotation, molecular function: metalloaminopeptidase activity; peptide binding; zinc ion binding. The transcript has 5 exons. Gene Ontology annotation, cellular component: cytoplasm. The coding region runs from base 1 to 819 and encodes 272 amino acids. The record is from RefSeq and is a predicted model, not a curated record. Lineage: Eukaryota; Metazoa; Arthropoda; Insecta; Thysanoptera; Thripidae.